Molecule: messenger RNA, 195 nt
Organism: Suillus discolor
Lineage: Eukaryota; Fungi; Basidiomycota; Agaricomycetes; Boletales; Suillaceae
Exons: 1
Source: RefSeq, a predicted model, not a curated record
GCUGAUCUGGAUGACAAGCGUCUUUUUUUACAACGGCUCACACGCAAGAAGGAUGAAUCUACCAUCAAAGUCAAUUACGUCAAGGCAUUGAAUGAUUAUGAUGAGGCACAGUUAGUAUUUGUCUUUCGGCUAUGCUUGUACCAACAUUACACUAUAUCAGGCUUGCAUAUGAAUCAGCAUGAGCGGAGUUUGUGA